Molecule: messenger RNA, 3005 nt
Organism: Ficedula albicollis (Collared flycatcher)
Lineage: Eukaryota; Metazoa; Chordata; Aves; Passeriformes; Muscicapidae
Gene: GCLM
Product: glutamate-cysteine ligase modifier subunit
Exons: 7
Coding region: 142-957 (271 amino acids)
Biological process (GO): glutathione biosynthetic process
Cellular component (GO): glutamate-cysteine ligase complex
Molecular function (GO): enzyme regulator activity; glutamate-cysteine ligase catalytic subunit binding
Source: RefSeq, a predicted model, not a curated record
CUCCCGCGCCGGGCCCGCCCCACCGCACAUCGUCCCGCGCCGCCCCUCGUCCCGGUGCCGGUGCUGAGUCACGGCCGGCUCGCCGCUGUCCGGGGCCGUAGGUGUCGCGGAGAGCCCUCCGGCCACCGCCUGAGCAGCGCCAUGGGGACGGAGGGCGCCCGCGUCCUGCUGGAACGCGCCGGCAGGCUCACCCUGCAGACCGGCAACCUGCUCAACUGGGGCUGCCUGCGCAAGAAGUGCCCGGCCACCCCCAGCGAGGAGGUGCGGGACUGCAUCCAGAAAACAGUGACUGAGUGGAGCUCGAAGAUCGGCCAAGACCAAAAUCAGGAAACACUGGAGGUUCUGGAAUGUACUGUAGCUCAAGCUCUAGAAAAAAUAAAUCCUGAAGAAAGGGAUGAGUUGAAGGUAUCAGCAAAGCUUUUCAUCGUUGGAUCAAACUCUUCAUCGAUCAGAGAUGCAGUUGACCUGGCAUGUUCUGCCCUCGGAGUUGCUCAAUUAGACUCAGUCAUUAUUGCCCCACCUCCUGUCGAAGAUGGAACUAACCUCUCCUUGGAAUAUUUGCAACCUUAUUGGAAAGAACUUGAAAAUCUAGUUCAAAACAAAAAAAUUGUUGCCAUAGGUACCUCCGACCUAGAUAAAACACUGUUAGAGCAGCUUUAUCUGUGGGCACAGGUGAAACCAAGUAGUAAUCAGGUGAACCUAGCUUCCUGUUGCGUGAUGCCACCUGAUCUCACAGCAUUUGCAAAAGAAUGUGACAUACAGCUGUUAACUCACAAUGACCCCAAAGAAUUACUUUGUGAAGCAAGUUUCCAAGAAGCUCUCCAGGAAAGCAUCCAGAACGUGAAAGCAAACGAAUGGAUUCCUUUAUGGCUUCUGCGGUAUUCAGUCAUUGUUAAAAGCAGAGGAAUUAUCAAGUCCAAAGGCUAUAUCAUACAAGCUAAAAGAAAUGCAUCUUAAAACCCUUUUUUUUUUUUUUUGUUGUUUGUAAAGGUUGUUUAAAUUUCUUUGGGAGGGGGGAACAUUGCAUUUUUCAUAGAAAGAUUUUUAUAGCAUUUAUAAUGAAUUACCAAAAGUUGUAAUUAUUCAGUGUGGUGUCAGUAGGCAUGUCUGUAGUGUUUUAACACUAUUUUUCUUUCUUAACUAUUGGUGAGUUCAUUCAAAAUAUGAAAUAUUUUGGGGCAUUUUUUAUUGAAGUUAUCUAUAGGCUAACAGCUUAAAAUAAGUUUCUUUUGAUGACCAGUUCACUGUAAAAGUUAUUAUAUUUUAGCUGCCAUUAGGUAGCAAGGAGAAACAUAUAUUUUUGUUUUUUAAAAAACAAAUUUCUCUUAAAUCAUACUUACCUGGUGAGUACACAUUUCAAGCAUUCAAGGACUAGCUUUUCUAGAAAGUUGGCAUCUUUUAUGAAACAAUACCCCCCAAAAAUUAAGCUGGUAACUCAUGACUUGAUAUGUAUAUAUAGGCACGUCAUCUGUUUAAUUUCUGGGGGUGGGAAAAUUGGUUUAUUUUUAAUAGAGUGGAAAAGACCUCUAUGAUUUAGAAGAAAAUGCAUUUUCCAAAUUAAUUUCUGACUGUUACUUGAAUUCCUUCUGGCUUCUUUGUGCCUCAAUACGCUUCAUUUAGUGUUUUAACAAUUGUGAUGGCAUUUUUACUGUUUGAAAUAGAAAAUGUAUUAAUAGUGAAUGUUUAAAAUAAGAUUUGAAAACAAGCAAUGAAGAAAUCUGUUAAUCAAAAACUGAAUUGUGCCUGUCUCCUCAACUGUGGCUUGUUUAUUUGAUACUUGUGAAUUACGCAAGCAAUUAGCCAAGUAGAAUAGUAAAUAUUCUAUUAGAAUAUUUCUAAUACUAUUAGAAUAGUAGAAUAGUAAAUGGUGAUGCUGUUCACUAAAAUUAAUUACUUCUUUUGUUGUUGCCUGGGAAACCUGUUGCUUGAGUGCCACUCAGGAAAGAUGAAGCAAGGCUUAGCUUGAAGUUGGGUAUCUUCCUGAUUGGCAGCAGCUUAGUGCACUGGCUUUGUAAUCCCAGAGAGAUUGCUGCAGCUAAGGCAAGGCUUUUGGUUUAAUAUAGUCUUUCUAUCCAAAAGGCUUUUUACUUUCUUUGACCUUUAAAGCAGAGUAGAUAGCUAAAGUUCAACUUGUAGUUCAGCAGGAACUUUGAUAUCAAAUGUCUAAAAUAGUAAAUUACAUUUUGAUUUCAGAUGGGGCAUGGCCUCAUACUGGUAGUUGUCAUUAACUUUGUUGUAUAUAUUUUGAGAUUUGGACUGUAAGGGAAUAAAUUUUCACCAACAUCUUUCAAAUUUUUCUACAAGCAGCAAGUGGAAUUUGAAUGCCUGUAGGUAGAGUCUGGAGUGUCAGCUUCCUAUAAUCCAUUCCGCUAAGUUUAAUGAUGAACGUUUUUUAAGGUACCUUAGUCCUCAAAGAUUGUAUUUGUAGUGGCGAAUAGCAGGAAAUUUUCUUGGCUUCUUCAGUUCUUUUGAUAAAUGAGAGAAACGGGGAAUUAAAACUAGUAAUACAUCAAUAAAAGUUUGGAUUUUUUUCUCUUAAUAAAAAUGUAGUGGUUUCUUUUUAAUGUUUUAAUGGGCCACUGUGUAUCAGAGUUCAAAAUUACAUGAGUUUAAUUUUAAACUUCCCUACUAGCUCUGUGUUGUGUGCUUAUCAUUUAACCACUACUUGUAAGCUCUGCAUGUAUUUGGCUGAUUCUGUAUCAUAUUAGACUUGUGUGUAUGCUCAAUUUUUUAUAUUGAAAUGCUACAAAACAGGAACUGUGCGAAACCAAUGUAAGGGCUGCUGUAAUGGAUAAUGAUUUAUUUCCUUUCUGUUAACUGCUAAUAGUUUGCCUGCUGCAGAAAAGUACCUUGUAAGACGUGGUAUUCUAGAGUCACCAAUAGCAGAACUCUAUAUCCAGUUACCACAUUAUGUCAUUCGUUUGGUUUGUAACUAGGUGGGUGAGAGGGUAUUUCCUUCCACGAGAAACCUAAAAGUUUAACUAAAAAUUUGGAAUUCCCGUAGA